GCAUCACUAAGGAAGCCUCCUCAGACUCCUUCUCACUAUACUGAGUGCAUCACUAAGGAAGCCUCCUCAGACUCCCUCUCACUAUACUGAGUGCAUCACUAAGGAAGCCUCCUCAGACUCCCUCUCACUAUACUGAGUAUAUCACUAAGGAAGCAAACUGACUCCUCACUUUGCUGAGUGCAACAUUAAGAAGCUUUCUCAGACCCACUCUCACUCUGCUGAGUGCUGCAUUAAGAAGACGUCUCAGACUCCCUUUCACUCUGCUGAGUGCAUCACUAAGAAGCUUUCUUAGACUCACUUUGCUGAGAGCAUCACUAUACUUUUUGGAUCACUAAGGAAGCCUCCUCAGCCUCCCUCUCACUAGGUUGAAGACAGUCCCAGCCUUGGUAUGGCUGUCUGAGUCCAGACUUGUCCUCCCAGCUUGUUGCCAGCCCCAUACUAUGACAGGAGUGUAUGAAAGGAGAGUGCCCUCCAUCCGUGCCAGUGACUUCCAGACUCCCUUCCAGGCUGCCAGCAUCAUGCACCAUCCUUCCCAGGACUCACCCACUUUACCUGAAUCCACAGCCACAGACUCGGGCUAUUACAGCCCCGGAGGAGCUAGCGCCCACCCGCACCAUGGCUACUGCUCGCCUACCUCGGCUAGCUACGGGAAACCUCUCAAUGCUUACCAGUAUCAAUAUCAUAGUAUGAAUGGGUCUGCCGGGAACUACCCUGCAAAAGCAUAUGCUGAAUACAGCUAUGGAAGCCCUUACCAUCCUCACCACCAAUACAGUGGGGCUUACAACAGGGUGCAAGCGGCCACUAGCCAACCAGAGAAAGAAGUAUCUGAGCCCGAGGUGAGAAUGGUUAAUGGCAAACCAAAGAAAAUACGCAAACCACGAACGAUUUACUCCAGUUUCCAGCUCGCAGCGCUACAGAGGAGGUUUCAGAAGACCCAAUAUUUAGCGUUGCCGGAGAGAGCAGAGUUGGCAGCCUCUCUAGGACUGACGCAAACACAGGUAAAAAUCUGGUUUCAGAAUAAAAGAUCCAAGAUUAAGAAGAUCAUGAAAAAUGGGGAGUUGCCCCCAGAACACAGCCCAAGUUCCAGUGAUCCAAUGGCUUGCAAUUCACCCCAGUCUCCUGUCGUUUGGGAGCCCCAGGGAUCAUCAAGAUCCCUCAGCCACCACCCACAUGUGCACUCCCUCUCCCAGAGCUCUAACAAUUCCCCUGCAUCGUCUUACAUUGAGAACUCCAGUGUAUGGUACCCUACAGCCAACUCUCUCAGCAACCACCUUCAAACCCACAGUUCACUCCAACACCCCUUAGCUCUGGCAUCAGGGACUCUGUACUAAAAAAGAAAAAAAAAACUUCAGAAUUUUUAUUAUUUUUUAUUAUUAUAAUUAUUAUUAUUUUUGGACUGUCAUGUUUCAAUAUUAAGAAGAAAAAAAUAUGAAUGCAUAAAAUGGAUUUUUUUUUUUUUAAAAAAGCAAAGUAUAUUGUGUAAAGCUUGUUGCAUGUAACUUAUUGCAUUUCAAAGGAGACUUCUUUUUUUAUACAAACUGACGCAACUGUGGACACUAUUAGAAUGGUGCCUUCAAUCUAUGACCUCAUUUUUCCACUUUGUUUUUUUUUUCCAGAGACUUUUUCAAUGUUCAUUUUAAUCGUGUAAAUAAAUGUAGAUAGAUGAAUUAAACUGUAUAUUCUGGAUAAAUAAAAUUAU
Messenger RNA from Pelobates fuscus (common spadefoot toad), 1699 nucleotides. RefSeq names its product distal-less homeobox 5 (gene DLX5). Gene Ontology annotation, molecular function: RNA polymerase II cis-regulatory region sequence-specific DNA binding; DNA-binding transcription factor activity, RNA polymerase II-specific. The coding region runs from base 441 to 1331 and encodes 296 amino acids. The transcript is spliced from 3 exons. The record is from RefSeq and is a predicted model, not a curated record. Gene Ontology annotation, biological process: anatomical structure formation involved in morphogenesis; regulation of transcription by RNA polymerase II; embryo development. Lineage: Eukaryota; Metazoa; Chordata; Amphibia; Anura; Pelobatidae.